Messenger RNA from Oncorhynchus keta (chum salmon), 4938 nucleotides. RefSeq names its product calnexin-like. The record is from RefSeq and is a predicted model, not a curated record. Gene Ontology annotation, cellular component: endoplasmic reticulum; endoplasmic reticulum membrane. Gene Ontology annotation, biological process: protein folding. NCBI's taxonomy places the organism in Eukaryota, Metazoa, Chordata, Actinopteri, Salmoniformes, Salmonidae. Bases 329 to 2206 code for a protein of 625 amino acids. The transcript is spliced from 14 exons. Gene Ontology annotation, molecular function: calcium ion binding.
AAUGUCAGUGUAAAUUGAUAUAGGAUGUUCAGCUGUUUGCAUACAGGCCAGUAUCGUUUAAUUGCAAUACUGAAUAAGAUCAAGAACCCAUGCGUGGUCUGACGGCCAGCUAACAAGCUAAUUUAGCCUAGUUAGCAAUUAAGAUAACAAAUUAAUGUAAUUGUUCCGUUUAUUGUCAUGUAACACCGUAAGUUGCACACUUUGCUCGUGUGUUCAUUUUGCCGACAUUUUGUGUAAGACAAGUUGGACAGGCUAACGUUACCUAACUUGGCUACAUGGGAGGAAUCGAACGUGGAUAGCAAGCGAUACCAGCCUCGAGUUAAAAACAAUGGAGUUGAAUGUGAGGUGUGUUGUGCUGCUGGCCGUGGGCCUGUGCUCCACUCUGCUACUGACCACAGUGGCCGCCCACCAGGAGGAGGAGGAGCCUAUCAUGGAGCUGGCGGAAGACAUGGGCGUGGAGGACGAGCUGGAGGACCUGGGCCUUGGGGAGGAGCUUCUGGAUGGGGAGUUGGAGCCAGAGGAUGCAGACACACCACCGGGACCGCCUCCAGCCCCUAAAGUGACCUACAAAGCUCCCGAGCCCAUGGGGGAACACUUCUUCGCCGAGUCCUUUGACAGGGGGACCCUAGACAGCUGGGUCCUCUCAAAGGCCAAGAAGGAGGACAUUGAUGAGGAUAUCGCCAAGUAUGAUGGUAAUUGGGAGGUGGAGGACAUGAAAGACAGCAAGCUGCCUGGAGACAAAGGCCUGGUCCUCAAGUCACGUGCUAAGCACCACGCCAUCUCAGCCCAGCUCCUCAGACCUUUCAUCUUCGACACCAAACCCCUCAUCGUCCAGUAUGAGGUCAACUUCCAGCAGGGGAUCGACUGUGGCGGUGCCUACGUCAAACUGCUCUCCCAGACCCCAGACCUUAACCUGGAUGAGUUUGUUGACAAGACUCCCUACACCAUCAUGUUCGGACCAGACAAGUGUGGCGAGGACUACAAGCUGCACUUCAUCUUCCGCCACAAGAACCCCAAGACUGGCGAGUACGAGGAGAAGCACGCCAAGAAGCCUGACGCAGACCUGCGCACCUACUACACCGACAAGAAGACCCACCUUUACACACUGGUGGUGAGCCCAGACAACAGCUUUGAGGUGCUGGUAGACCAGACAGUGGUGAACCGUGGUAACCUGCUGACAGACAUGACCCCACCCAUCAAUCCUGCUGCCGAGAUCGAGGACCCCGACGACCACAAGCCAGAGGACUGGGACGAGAGGCCCAAGAUCCAGGACCCUGACGCAGUCAAACCUGAGGACUGGGAUGAGGAUGCACCAAAACAGAUCCCAGAUGAGGAUGCAGUGAAGCCAGACGGCUGGCUGGAUGAUCAGCCAGAGUACACCAGUGACCCUGAUGCAGUCAAGCCCGAGGACUGGGAUGAGGACAUGGAUGGCGAGUGGGAGGCCCCUCAGAUCCCGAACGCCCUCUGUGAGACCGCCCCCGGCUGCGGUGCAUGGCAACGGCCCAUGAUUGACAACCCCAACUACAAGGGCAAGUGGAAGGCCCCAAUGAUCGACAAUCCCAACUACCAGGGUGUGUGGAAGCCCAGGAAGAUUGCUAAUCCGGACUUCUUCGAGGACCUCCAUCCCUUCAGGAUGACCCCCUUCAACGCCGUGGGCCUGGAGCUGUGGUCCAUGUCCAGCGACAUCUUCUUCGAUAACUUCUUCAUCACCAACGAGCGGCACACGGCCGAGCGCUGGGCCAAUGACGGCUGGGGUUUGAAGAAAGCUGCUGAGGGAGCCGCUGAGCCCGGGCUGGUAAACCAAAUGAUGACUGCAGCAGACGAGCGUCCCUGGUUGUGGGUGGUCUAUGUGCUGACUGUGGCCGUGCCCCUCAUCCUCAUCAUUGUCUUCUUCUGCACCGGAAAGAAGGCGGUGGCUCCAGCUGCAGCUGACUACAAGAAGACAGACGAGCCUCAGCCAGACGUUAAGGAGGAGGAAGAAAAGGCUGAGGAGGACCAAGUCAAGGAGGAGAAGAGCCAGCCAGCAGCAGCAGGGAAGAAGAGUGAUGCAGAGGACAGCCCUGCAGAGAAGGAAGAAGAAGAGGAGGAGGAGGAGGAGGAAGAAGAGGCAGCAAUGAAUGAGGAAGAGAAGGCGGCAACUGAUCAGAAACAAGAAGAUGAUGUCCUCAGGAGGUCCCCUAGAAACACAAAAGGGAGAAAGGACUGAAGUGGCUGCCACAACCCUGGAUCUUCUGAUUUAAACCAACUGGCCUGACCCCCCCUCCCCCGGCUCCCUUUAUUGACCACCGCCUCCGGCUGUCUUCUCCACACCUCCCCCCCUCCCAGGACGAUGAAGUGAUCUCUCUCGUCAGGAUCAACAGAAAACAAUCAUGACUGCCUCCAAUAUGGAAGUGUGGAUUCCAGUAUGGUGAAGAUGAAGACUGAGUUGUUGGUGUAGAAAGGGGCUUUUUCGAACAGCGAAGAAAGAAUAAAUAGAUUUCCCAUACCAUUCUGUAACAGUGCAGCAGACACUAACCUAGGGACCCCACCUUGUCUUCUCUUCUCCUCCCACCCCCAACACCCUAUGCUUCUGCUAAUCAGCCCCCCAUCCAUCCCGCAGAUCUAGACAGUAUUUAUCAACCGGUGAAUCUGGGCAACACUACAGCUUGUAGGUUUUAGCCAUUUUCCCCCUCAAUGUCUUCUUGCUUGGUCCAGUUUAACAGUCCCAUGUGUUUUGUAUGUGUCAGAGGAGUAGAUAGACUUAACAUGAGCAUUUCUGUUGAAGGUCGACAAAAAAACAAACAUGCAAUUUGGAUGUCUUGUCUGCUUUUAACACUGCAGUUGUGGUUUUGGGAAGGUUUCAAGAGACAAACGUUCCCAUGAUAAACAGGUCUCCUCGACAUUUCAUUCCAUGUGGCUUCCACCACGUUUAAAAAAGAAGUGUGUAGUUGUAGAAUACUUCGCUCAAGUUGUUCCUAAUAGAGUGGAGCUGGGAGUAAGGGGGGGUUCAUUGUACAUGCUUAGUUCCCCGCAGAACUGUGGGGCGGGCAAAGUUUUUGAAACAGAGAGAGAGCUUAGUAAACGGGCUUCAAUAGAUUAGAUUCUGUGCUGCGUUACACAGCCCUAGAAAGGUUUGCUGAACGUUUUCUUCUGUGAAAGUACUGUGACGUUUCUUUUAAUACUUUGUACAUGUCUUUUUUCAUUUGUUUUUGAUCUAUAAUGUAGGGAUAUAGUGUAAGUGUACAUUAACAAAUAUUUUUGAGGGAGGGAGUGUGUGACGCUGGUGCUCGGAGGGGUGACUGUUGGUUGCCGGCAGGCUUCACGGAGAUGCCAAGGUUUUCAUACUGAUGUCCUUGCUCCUGCUGAAUCAUCAAGAGAAGAAAAAUCCUGGCUCAGCUCGCGCAUCCUCCUCCCUCAUUGGUGGGAUAAUUCAGUCUCCCGCCUGGCUAUUGGUAGCUGAGUAAGUAAGCACAUCCUGUGACUGCAUUUCCUAAGUCAAAAGCAACAGCAGCAGAAUAUAACACAGAUCUUUAAGAAUUUUACUCUUAUGUUUCUCAUGACAGUUUGAGUCUUACAAGAGUCAUAAAGAGUACUCAGGGUGUCAGACAAGCUUCCCCCCUCACUACUUUCUCACUGAAUGAUUCAUUGAUGUCUUUUCUUUACGUUCCUUGUUUCUUUCUCCCAUUCUUGUGAACCUGUCCAUGCUGUUUUCAGAACAUCAUAAAAAGCAUUGGAAGUCAGAAGCCAUUAGAGGUUUGUCUCAUAUACACAAACAAAAGUUGGCACUUUUCAAGGUAACUGAGGCUACCACGGAAACACAUACUAGGUCAUUUGCUGUCGCUGUCUGUCUGCAUGGAAUCCUGGUCAAGUUUUCUGGUCUCAGAUUCCUUAGUGGUGAAUGUCGGUCAGUCAUGUUUGGAAUCCUACAAUUCUUCUUCUCCGGUGUCUGAUCGAGCGAGGUGAAUGGGGAUUGGUUCCCCCGACAAAACUCUAAGCUGCAUGUGAUUGGGUGAUCAGGAUCCACAGCAGCUGUUGGUUGAUUGGGCAUUCAUCUACUACAGUACAUUUUGGAGGGCAGGGAAGAAAAGGUAGAACUUACAGUGUUACUCACAAAACAGAAAUAAACAGAUUUCAUUAAGAGAUUGGAGGUUGGCAGUGUGUUUUUCCUGUAUUGGUCUCGUGGUUUUGUGUGGUGUGGCGGGGGGUCGUCACCCCUGAAAUUUAGUUGGCAUGUACAGCUUCCGCCUUGAGGAAAUAGACCUCCAUUUCUCAUUUUUCUUUUUUCUUAUUGUGAAAUUACCUGUCAUGGGGUAUAUGCGAUGUAGUUAGUUCCCACUGCAACCUGGUUAGUAAUGUUUCUUUAUGGUACCAUUGCUACAGGGUUUGUGUGAGGUUUAGAUAAAAUAUGAGGUGGGAGACCGAGACACCUAGUUGGCGUUUUCAAGAAAAUGAAAAGGUCAGAACUACACUUUUAUGAAUAUUCCUAAAGACAUCCAGCUCUCCUUUACGCUCUUUCUGGCUACCUUUUUUCAUUUGAGUCUACAAAGUUUUAUUGUACCUUUUAUUUGGUUCUACCUAAAGCUGCCUAGAUAAGACUCCGCUAGACUGAACAGUGCACUGUAAUGUACCUUACAUAUAUCUCAGCUUUCCUGUGUGACAAUACUCUGUGAUGGGUCACCGAAAUGAAUGGGUUUAACCUAACUUAACCUUCCUGUACACUAGAGAGAUAAAAUGAACUAUAAAGAGUUACCUUUGGUUAUCACGGUUGAGAUUUAAUGGUCACAUCAUGGGUAAAGUUGAAUAAUUGUUUAGUGGUGGUUUUAAAAACUGUGAUCACAAAUAGCCAUGUGAAUAUGGGUCACAGACUGCUCCUCUGACCCAUGUCUGUUAUAAAUGCAGUCAUCUAUGAAUGGGGACGCCAUUUUCUUUUGAUGAAUAAAAAGGCCUAAUAGAAACUGA